AGUGUGUCCAGAUUUCACAACCCUUCAGAUUUACUCUUCUCUCUCUUUCUUCAUUGUCAUGUAUUUGUUUCUCAAGUCGCACAUCAAUAAUACAUACCUACCUUCGCCGCUUAAAGCGAAAUACCACCUACCUUAGGCAAGCGUCAGCCAUAACCUCACGCAAACACUCGUUCGCAAUGUCCCCCAAAAUCUUAUCAGACUCCGAGUCCCACAUGAACCAGUCUCUCUCCUCUCCAGGAGAUACGCCGUCGUCAUCAACUGAUCGUAAAGUGUCGGUCUUCACCGAAAAUUAUCCUUACGAGCCUCUCCCGUCCGAUAGACACAUCCGCCUCCUCCGCUUUGAGCCCCCAGUAUCCUCUUCUACUCAAAACAUUCCACUCAUCUCAGCUACACUUCAAGUCAGCUGGGCAGGUCCAGGAUGUCGUGAUCCUUCCUCCUACCAACCGUAUAAAGCCCUCUCUUAUGAAUGGGGCUCUCCCCCUUCAAACCCCUCAGACGCUCGGACGAUGCUUCUCGACAACCACCCCAUCCAUAUCCGCCAAAAUCUUCAUGACGCUCUUCACAGCAUCCUCCACAACCAUGAAAAACUCUAUGGUACAUCACCUUUCUAUCUUUGGGUGGACGCCCUUUGCAUUAACCAGCUUGAUGAUCGGGAAAAGGGCCGCCAGGUCCAGUUGAUGAAAACCAUCUACGAGGCCGCAGAGAUGGUGAUUGUUUGGUUGGGAAAGGGAACAGCGUGCACUGAUGAAGCUAUGGCAUUACUGAAGAUGAAAGAAGGGGAUCUACAUAAGUAUGUCAGAGAAGGGAAUCUUAGCUGGAAGGAACGUCAGGGGCUCACGGACCUAUAUUGCGACGCGACAUACUGGAGGAGAGUAUGGAUCUUGCAGGAGUUUGCACUGGCAAGGGACUAUGUGAUUUUAUGCAAUCGGGCAUUUGUUACGAAGGAAUGUUUCGAGUCGGGGCUGAGUAUUGCCAAAUGGUGGUCAAUAAGAGGGCCUCGAGACAAGUCGGGCACUGAGGCGCAUACGAACUGGCCAGCGCAGGAUUUAGUCUACAGAGCUCCGGUGGAACGAAUGAUUGCGCUUGGCGGCUUGCUCGCAAGGACACCAGGGCCAACCCUUGAUAACUGGCUGGAUAUAGUGUGCAUUCACGGUUUCAAGGCAACAGAUCCCAGGGAUUAUGUCUUCGCAAUAUUGGGGAUCUCGCGUGAUGGAGACGAGAUAGUGCCCGACUAUGAGCUGUCAACGACAGAGGUAUAUUGUAUGGCUAUCUCAACCCGGGAAGCGAGGUCUAGAAUCUCGUACGAUGAGAACUUCUCCUACCGAGAUUGGGCAGAUCUCAUGGGAAUUUCACGGGAUCGGGCCCGGAAACUACAGCAAAAACUGGAAGAAGAAGAGGAAGAUAUGUCAAGCCUAGAAGAUCAGGACAUGUGGGAUUCAGAUCUUGAGUUCAUUUGAUCCUCUGAACUUGGGGUUACUAUGUUUGAGAUACCAAAGUUUCCAAUACGCUUUCCUCUUCGACAAAAACAAAUUCCCGGGCUACAAAUCACACUAUAUUUGCGAGUUGCGUACACUCUCUCUAACUUGGCUCUAAUAUAACUUCCUAUACAAUAGAUCAAUGCCAGAACCACUUGCAUUUAUGGGUACAAUACCCUCAGUUUCAUGUUUCCUACUCAGACAAACGGUCUCCCCGGUUUCUCUCACGUCUUGUGUGCCUCUGAAUACAAGUACAUCUGAAAUUCUUUCCUCGAGGCUCGUCUUCCAAAAAUGUUUAUACUAUGCCUCAGGGUUCGAUGCAUCAAGUAUUCUGUUCGCUGAAUAGUAUCGAUUAUUGGAACAUAACACACGUGUUCGUGAUAGGCCAGCCAUGUACCAGCUUAU
Messenger RNA from Neurospora hispaniola, 1880 nucleotides. RefSeq names its product heterokaryon incompatibility protein-domain-containing protein. Bases 177 to 1457 code for a protein of 426 amino acids. Lineage: Eukaryota; Fungi; Ascomycota; Sordariomycetes; Sordariales; Sordariaceae. The transcript has a single exon. The record is from RefSeq and is a predicted model, not a curated record.